This is a messenger RNA of Cornus florida, 4450 nucleotides long. RefSeq names its product probable cellulose synthase A catalytic subunit 3 [UDP-forming]. The coding region runs from base 777 to 4076 and encodes 1099 amino acids. Gene Ontology annotation, molecular function: cellulose synthase (UDP-forming) activity. The transcript has 14 exons. The record is from RefSeq and is a predicted model, not a curated record. Gene Ontology annotation, biological process: plant-type primary cell wall biogenesis; cellulose biosynthetic process. NCBI's taxonomy places the organism in Eukaryota, Viridiplantae, Streptophyta, Magnoliopsida, Cornales, Cornaceae. Gene Ontology annotation, cellular component: plasma membrane; trans-Golgi network.
GAAAGUUGAGGAGAGAGAGACAGAGAGAGAGAGAGAGAGAGAUAAGAGAAAACAGUUAAAGCAAUAAUAAUGAGGCUGGCAUAGCUGAAGAAGGGUCUUUCUUUAUUCAAAAAUUCCAAUUUUCCCUUCUCUUCUGUGUCAAUCUUUCCACAUCUCCUAUUCUAACAAUUUCUAUCAGCUUUGUUUAAUUAAGCUGAUUAUUGUUUUUUUCAUUGACCCAAAAAAGAGAGAGAGAUAAAAGCAAAAGAGGAUUAUUAUAGUAGAAGAAGAUGCAGAUUCUUGUUGAUAUUUUACUGGAAGUGGGUGGUAGGCUUUAAAUUGUUAUUGUUGUUGUUGAUUGAGGUCAGAAGCAAGGAAUGAUAGGAGAGAGAGAGAGAGAGAGAGAGAGAGAGAAGGUCUGAGAUAAAAAUAAAAAGCAAAGGGAGGGGUGAGAGUGCUUUCAAUUGGGGAAGACAAUAGUAGGAAGAAAGCUUCUUCUGCACCCCAAAUCUCUCUCUAUGAAGUGUCCACCACAUACCCACAAGUGGAGGAGACUUCAUUGCCUAUAAUGGUGGUGGGGAUAUGCUAAUCUUGUCCCCUCCUCUCUCAAGCUGCUUCUGCUUCUUCUUCUUCCUCUAGAUCAGAGUCCUCUUGCAAGUUACAAUCGAAAUUGCUUUAUCCAAAUCGAAAUCAAGUUCAAAAGAUCUUUCUUUCUAUCCAUCUUCUAGUGCAGAUCUGAAGAAGAUUUGCUUCUCUUCUGUCCUGAAUUGGGGUUUUUUUUAGUGUGAGAAACAGAAAUGGAGGCCAGUGCCGGUUUAGUUGCUGGUUCUCACAACCGGAAUGAGCUGGUCGUUAUACGUAGAGAUGGAGAAUCUGGGCCAAAGCCAUUGCGGCAACAAAGUGGUCAAAUCUGCCAGAUUUGCGGUGACGAUGUCGGUCUGACAGUUGACGGUGAGCUGUUUGUGGCGUGCAAUGAGUGUGCCUUCCCAGUUUGCAGAACUUGCUAUGAAUAUGAGCGCCAAGAAGGCAGCCAAGUUUGCCCACAAUGCAAAACUCGCUACAAACGCCUAAAGGGAUGUGCUAGAGUUGAAGGCGAUGAAGAGGAAGACGACAUUGAUGAUGUGGACAACGAGUUCAAUUUCGAUGGGAGAGGUCAUGAUUCGCAGCAGCAUGCUCUUGCCGAGGCUAUGCUUCAUGGUGGCCACAUGACCUAUGGCCGCUCCUACGAUUCUGACUUGUCUCAUCAUGCGUUUCACACUCCAUUGCCUCAAGUUCCUCUUCUCACCAAUGGUCAAAUGGUCGAUGAUAUUCCUCCAGAACAACAUGCAUUGGUUCCUUCUUUCAUGGGUAGUGGUGGAGGCAAAAGGAUUCAUCCACUUCCUUUCUCAGAUUCUGGUCAUCCAGUCCCACCCAGAUCCAUGGAUCCUUCCAAGGACUUGGCUGCUUAUGGCUAUGGAAGUGUAGCUUGGAAACAGAGGAUGGAGAGUUGGAAGCAGAAACAAGAGAAGCUACAGAUGAUGAAGAGCGAAAAUGGUGGCAAAGAUUGGGAUGAUGAUGGAGACGGACCUGACCUACCAUUGAUGGAUGAGGCAAGACAGCCAUUGUCAAGAAAGAUGCCAAUUCCGUCAAGUCAAAUCAACCCUUACCGAAUGAUUAUCAUAAUUAGGCUUGUUGUUCUCGGGUUCUUCUUCCACUAUCGGGUCCUGCAUCCUGUAAAUGAUGCUUAUGCAUUGUGGCUUAUAUCUGUGAUAUGUGAGAUUUGGUUUGGGCUUUCAUGGAUUCUCGAUCAAUUCCCGAAGUGGCUCCCAAUUGACAGGGAAACUUAUCUAGAUAGGUUGUCCUUGAGGUAUGAGAAAGAAGGACAGCCCUCUCAACUAUCUGCGGUUGAUCUAUUCGUGAGUACCGUUGAUCCUUUGAAAGAACCCCCUCUGGUGACUGCAAACACAGUUCUAUCCAUUCUUGCAGUGGAUUACCCUGUUGACAAGGUCUCAUGUUACGUAUCUGAUGAUGGUGCUGCUAUGUUGACAUUUGAGGCAUUGUCAGAAACUUCUGAAUUUGCUCGAAAGUGGGUGCCAUUUUGCAAGAAGUUUAACAUUGAGCCACGGGCUCCUGAGUUUUAUUUUGCUCAGAAGAUUGAUUAUCUCAAAGAUAAAGUAUUGCCUUCAUUUGUGAAGGAGCGAAGAGCAAUGAAGAGAGAGUACGAGGAGUUCAAAGUCCGGAUAAAUGCUUUGGUUGCAAAAGCACAAAAGGUGCCCGAGGAAGGGUGGACAAUGCAGGACGGGACUCCAUGGCCUGGGAAUAACGUCCGAGAUCAUCCUGGAAUGAUUCAGGUCUUUCUUGGCCAAAGUGGGGGACACGACACUGAUGGAAAUGAAUUGCCACGCUUAGUAUAUGUUUCUAGAGAAAAGAGAAUUGGAUUCAAUCACCACAAAAAGGCUGGUGCCAUGAAUGCUUUAGUCAGAGUCUCUGCUGUGCUCACCAAUGCACCUUAUCUGUUGAACUUGGAUUGUGAUCACUAUAUUAAUAACAGCAAGGCUAUAAGGGAAUCUAUGUGUUUCAUGAUGGAUCCUUUGCUGGGAAAGAGGGUAUGCUAUGUUCAGUUUCCACAGAGGUUUGAUGGAAUUGACAGGAAUGAUCGAUAUGCCAACCGGAAUACUGUAUUCUUUGAUAUUAACAUGAAAGGUUUGGAUGGCAUUCAAGGACCCAUUUAUGUUGGGACUGGAUGUGUAUUCAGACGGCAUGCUCUUUAUGGCUAUGAUGCUCCAAAGACAAAGAAACCACCAACAAGGACGUGCAACUGCUUGCCAAAGUGGUGUUGCUGUGGAGGCUGUUGUUCUGGAAGGAAGAAGAAGAAGAAGACUAACAAGCCCAAGUCUGAGACGAAGCAGAAGAAUUUGAGGAAUGGUGAUCCAGGGGUAACUGUCUUUGCAUUGGAGGGUAUUGAAGAAGGCACCCAAGAUAAAGGGACUGAGGGUGAAAAGUUAGCUUUGUCGUCCGAGAAUAAGUUGGAAAAGAAGUUUGGACAAUCUCCAGUGUUUGUUGCAUCUACAUUGCUAGAGAAUGGCGGGGUACUGAAAUGUGCUAGUCCAGCCUCUUUGCUUAAAGAAGCCAUUCAUGUAAUUAGCUGUGGCUAUGAAGAUAAAUCAGAAUGGGGAAAAGAGGUUGGCUGGAUUUAUGGUUCAGUUACAGAGGAUAUCUUGACGGGUUUUAAGAUGCAUUGCCAUGGAUGGCGAUCCAUAUACUGUAUCCCUGCAAGACCUGCAUUUAAAGGAUCUGCUCCCAUCAAUCUUUCUGAUCGUCUCCACCAGGUCCUUCGAUGGGCUCUUGGUUCUAUUGAAAUCUUUUUGAGCAGGCACUGUCCUCUUUGGUAUGGAUAUGGAGGCGGCCUGAAAUGGCUGGAACGACUAUCAUACAUAAAUGCUACCGUUUAUCCAUGGACAUCCAUUCCUCUCUUGGCAUACUGUACUUUGCCUGCUGUGUGCUUGCUCACAGGGAAAUUCAUCACUCCCGAGCUAAGUAAUGCUGCGAGCCUGUGGUUUUUGUCCCUUUUUAUUUGUAUUUUUGCAACGAGUAUCCUGGAAAUGAGAUGGAGCGGUGUUGGUAUUGACGAAUGGUGGAGAAAUGAGCAGUUUUGGGUUAUUGGAGGUGUCUCAGCGCAUCUCUUCGCUGUUUUCCAAGGUCUCUUGAAGGUGUUAGCUGGAGUUGAUACAAACUUCACUGUGACAUCAAAAGGAGGGGACGACGAGGAGUUCUCGGAGCUGUAUGCAUUCAAAUGGACCACUCUACUCAUCCCACCGACGACACUGUUGAUAAUAAAUCUGAUAGGAGUGGUUGCUGGUAUCUCCAAUGCAAUAAACAACGGGUACGAGUCGUGGGGACCUCUCUUUGGCAAGCUUUUCUUUGCCUUCUGGGUGAUAGUCCAUCUCUAUCCUUUCUUGAAGGGUCUACUGGGCAGGCAAAAUAGGACACCCACCAUCAUCAUUGUCUGGUCCAUUUUGCUUGCUUCCAUAUUUUCCCUAUUGUGGGUUCGAAUUGAUCCAUUCUUGGCAAAAUCAGAUGGUCCACUUCUAGAGGAAUGUGGGUUGGACUGUAACUAGCCAACCAAUGUGGCUUUGAUUGAUGAUGCAAAAAGUGUUGUUGCUCCUUUUGAAAGGAGGGAUUUGGAAAGGUGAGAAAGAAAAAAAAAAAAAAAAAAAAAGCUGUGUUCUUGGUGUUUGUAAUUUAUUUUUGGUAGGGGAUUGUUCAGGAGUUCUACAAACAAUAGUGUUGAUUCUUUAUUAGUUUGAUAUAUAUAGGAAAAGGUAGUGCGAACUGCACUAUCACCUUGUAUUAUCGUUACAGCUUCCUCCCUCCCUCUCUCUCUCUCUGUUUUCUUCACAAUAAAAAGUGGGCUGGAUCACUUGGUCCUGUUGUGUAACUAUUGAAGGAAAACCCAGAAGCUUAAUAUUUAUGUUGGGGUUUGUGUGGCCUA